CAGACAUCACCCCCGUUCAAAAAAAAAUCUGUUGUGGAGUUUACGCCAUAUUUCGUUGCUGCCCCAUGGUUUAUGCUGCACGGUUUAAAUGAUCAACGUCUUCAAACGAGGUUGUAUUUGAAUUUAAACUGCAGUUUGGGGACCGCGGAAAGGAAGUUCUGUUUUUGUGUGGUCAUACCUACCUGCUCGUGCUUGCCUUGCUCGCAUUACAAUGGUUGCGUCCUGUAUUGACGUUUGCCUGGGUCCAUCAUCGCUGUGGUGCUGAAAAGAAACGAACCUGUGCGGCCGAAACGAACCUGUGCGGCCGUAGCGAGUGUAUGCUGCUGCGAAGGAUGAGGAGGUUUCUGUGGAUCUGCAGCGGUUGAAUUGCACCACAUCGCCCACUUAUUGCUGUGUUCUUGAUUUUAUCCCUCAAAACCUGGACUCUACCGGCGCAGUUUAUGAAGACUCAGUGUGGACAGUAAUGACCUCACCCUUCCAGUUGCCAGCUGGCAGUAACUACAAUGACCGAGCAUCAGAGCUGGCACAAGACAGGCAGCACACAGAGGUGGUCUGUAAUGUUCUUCUGCUGGAUAACACAGUUCAAGCCUUCAAAGUUAACAAGCACGAUCAAGGACAGGUCCUGCUGGAUGUAGUGUUCAAGCACCUGGAGCUGACGGAGAGCGACUACUUCGGCCUACAGCUGGCCAACGACUCCUCAGACAGUCAGAGGUGGCUGGAUCCAACCAAACCCAUAAGAAAGCAGUUUAAAAGGGGGUCUCCACACAGUUUAAAUUUGAGGGUUAAAUUCUUUGUAACCGACCCCAGUAAACUUCAGGAGGAGUAUACAAGGUACCAGUACUUUUUGCAGAUUAAACAGGACUUACUUAGUGGACGACUGCCGUGUCCGUACAUCACAGCCGCUCUUCUUGCUUCAUACGCUGUUCAGUCUGAGCUAGGGGACUACAGUCAGAACGAGAACUUGCCCGGCUACCUCUCCGAAUACUCUUUCAUCCCCAACGCACCACAAGACUUUGAGAAAGAGAUUGCCAAACAGCAUCAGCAACACAAGGGACUGCCUCCUGCCCAGUCAGAGUUCAAUUAUCUAAACACAGCACGGACGCUAGAGCUCUAUGGAGUCGAAUUGCACUAUGCAAGGGAUCAAAGCAACACAGAGAUUUUAAUCGGAGUGAUGUCAACUGGGAUUGUCACCUAUAAGAACAGGGUACGAAUCAACUGCUUUCCAUGGCUACAGAUUGUAAAGAUCUCGUUUAAAUGUAGACAGUUUUUCAUUCAACUCCGAAGAGAAUUGAAUGAGAGCCGUGAGGCGCUGUUAGCCUUUAACAUGGUGAACUACCGAGCCUGUAAGAACCUAUGGAAGGCCUGUGUAGAGCACCACACCUUCUUCAGACUAGACCGACCCUUACCACCACAGAAGAACUUCUUUGCACAUGUCUUCCAACUGGGCUCCAAGUACCGCUACUGUGGUAGGACAGAGGUGCAAUCUGUCCAGUACGGCAAGGAGAAGGGCAUCAAGGACAGGGUGUUCGCCAGGUCUCCCAGUAAGCCCUUGGUGAGGAGGCCGAUGGGUGGAGGGAUGGACUGGGAGUCAGUCAGCCGGAACUCCAGAGCCUCUCUGUCUGACGACCGCCUGGAGACCCAGAGCCUCCCCACACGCUCCCCACCAGGCACCCCCAACCACAGGAACUCCAAGUUUGCACAAGAGCGCCUGCGGCCGUCCUCCGUGGGACACCUGCUGGAUCAUGUGAUCUACUACGACCAUGCCUCGCCCUGCCCGACCUUCACCAAUCACAAGUCGGCCUCCUCAACCCAGGCCAACUCCAUCAGCCUGGAUUCUACCCCGUCACCAGACUCGACCAUCGACGGCCAGCCGCCCGCUCUUCCCCCUAAGCAGACCAGGAGGCCUCUGUCCAGCCAGUCCCAGUCCCACUCUCAGCAGGAGUUGGACAACCACAUCAAUGAGCUGUACGACACGCCUCUGUCAGAAGACAAGACUAUGCCCAAUGGAGUGCUUCCUCAUGACAAUCUGGUGUUCAUUAAAAUGUGCCCCGACGAACAAGGACGAUUUGGAUUCAAUGUGAAGGGUGGGCUGGACCAGAAGAUGCCUGUGAUCGUGUCCCGAGUGGCCCCGGGAACAGCGGCUGACCUGUGUGUUCCCCGGCUGAACGAGGGGGACCAGGUUGUCCUGAUCAACGGUCAGGACAUCUCAGAGCACACCCACGACCAGGUGGUCAUGUUCAUCAAGGCCAGCUGUGAGGAGAGCGACUCAGGAGAGCUGAACCUGCUGGUCAGACCCAACGCCAUGUAUGACCUGGUGGAGGAGGAGAAGCUGGAGGAUGGAGAUACGGAGUCUAACUACCAGUACUCCCCAGAGAGGGCUCCCCAGGACCAGCCUCAGGACCAGCCCCAGCCAGACCACCACCCAUCCUGCUGGAGAGACUCCAUACUACAGCUGAAAGAAGGCUUGAGCACUGGGGCCGUACAGCAACAGUUUGAUCAACUCUACCGGAAAAGGCCUGGAUUGACAAUGUCAUGUGCCAAAUUACCUCAGAACAUUUCCAAAAAUCGAUAUCGAGACAUUUCACCAUAUGAUGCAACCAGGGUUAUUCUGAAGGGCGAGGAUGGGGACUAUAUCAAUGCAAAUUACAUCAAUAUGGUGAUCCCAGCGGCCAGUGCUGUAAACCGCUACAUCGCGUGCCAGGGCCCGCUGCCCGCCACCUGCUCUGACUUCUGGAGGAUGACUUGGGAACAGGGCUCCAACAUGGUGGUCAUGCUCACCACGCAGGUGGAGAGAGGACGGGUGAAGUGUCAUCAGUAUUGGCCCAACUCUGGUGCCAUCGCUACCCAUGGGGACUUCCAGGUGUCCUGUGUGACAGAAGAAGGGAAAUCAGCAUUUCUGGUCAGAGAGAUAACUCUCACACACCUGGAGAGUGAAGAGAGCAGGCCGCUGACUCAGAUUCAGUACAUGGCCUGGCCUGACCACGGUGUUCCAGACGACUACACUGACUUCCUGGACUUUGUCAGUCUGGUCCGCACAAAGAGGGAGGGCAAGGAGGAGCCGGUGAUAGUACACUGCAGCGCUGGGAUUGGUCGGACUGGGGUGCUCAUCACCAUGGAAACAGCCAUGUGUUUGAUUGAGUGCAAUCAGCCCGUGUAUCCGUUGGAUAUCGUGAGGACAAUGAGAGACCAGAGGGCCAUGAUGAUCCAGACCCCGAGCCAGUACAGGUUUGUCUGUGAGGCGAUCCUCAAGGUGUACGAGGAGGAGCUGGUCAAACCCCUGACGCCCACAAAGCCCCUGACACCCGUAGAGUCUCUGACGCCUACAAAGCCCUUGACGACCUUAGAGCCCCUGACACUCACAAAGCCCCUGACACCCGUAGAGUCUCUGAUACCUACAAAGCCCUUGAUGACCUUAGAGCCCCUGACACCCACAAAGCUCCUGACACCCGUAGAGUCUCUGACGCCUACAAAGCCCUUGACGACCUUAGAGCCCCUGACACCCACAAAGCCCCUGACACCCGUAGAGCCCCUGACACCCACAAAGCCCCUGACACCCGUAGAGCCCCUGACACCCACAAAGCCCCUGACACCCGUAGAGCCCCUGACACCCACAAAGCCCCUGACACCCGUAGAGCCCCUGACACCCACAAAGCCAGAGGUAGAGGCAGAGACAGAGUUGGCUUUAGACCUCCUGGGACUGACUGACUGACUGAUUGACUGACAUACGGCUGCAUGGGCCUAAGCACCACCCUCUUCUUCCACAGCCUGUCUGUCUGUCUCCCAUUGUCUCAGUCACAAUAGUUUCUUCCCACAUCUUGAGUCUGGCAAGAGAAACUAGUCACAAUCAUGGAGACAACUACCGACAACCACUCAAACUGGCCUGGGAGGGGAAACAAAGCACUGUUGCACUUUAUGACGACAAAACGUGAUACUUUGGAGAAUUAACGAAAGAAGAAAAAAAAUAACAGAAGUUACGAUGAUCAACUGGAAUUUGGGAUGUAUGUAAGCAAGUGUGCCAGAUCAAGAGAGAAGUGAGAAAGAGAACAGUAGCUGGGUUGGAUUAUAUUGCUGUAGUGUCAUUACUUUCAGACAAACCUUCAUAAUGAACAGGACAACUCAAUGGAAAGUGGACUGACGUUUGUUUUCAACCCAUCAGUGCGCCAUCACCAAGUGUCAUAUCAGUGGUUUCUUCACAGACUAGUCUUUCUCUCUUUGAUUACUCCAUAGACUUAAGAGUCAAUUCGAUUUUUUAAGUCAAAAACUAUUCGUCGUCAACUGAAGAUACGUUCAGAAGUGGGUUGACCCUCUAUGUAAGGUCUUGGUAAAGCGCUCUGACUUCUACUCUAUGGUACUACUCAUAAUCUCAUUAUUCCCCUCAUUUGAGGCUAUAGGUUGUCUGAUUGUUUCGAUCAGAUGGGUACCUUUUUGAGCUUUUAUAUUUAUUAGUCUGCAGAUUGGAAUCAUCUCCCGUGCAAGUUCUUACAGCUCCAAGUCCUUUGUGAAGGUGUUCCAAACCAAGGUAAAGGCAGGGUAGGUUAGGUUAGGCACAAUGGAUGCUGCUGAGGGAAGGACGGCUCAUAAUAAUGGCUGGAAUGCAGUCACUGGCAUGGUAUCCACCACAUGGAAACCACGUGUUUGAUACCAUUCCGUUGACUCUAUUCCAGUCGUUGUUAUGAGCCGUCCUCCACUCAGCAGCCUCCACUGGUUAGGAGAGGCAUCCCGCCUCCUUUACCAUCUCAUUAGCUGAUUACCUGUCAUUGAGCUCGGCACUACGUGGUGGUGUUGUUGCUGUUUGUUUUUUUGAGGCAGCUAUUCAACUUUGAUUAAUUUUUAUGCUGGUUUUGUUAUUGCUUGUAACAGAAUGAUCUUGCCAUGCUGGAUUGGGUUGGUACAGUACCUAGAUGGUUUAUCAAGUGUCAUUGCAUCAGAUUUUGAAAUUGAAUAUGAGGUAUUCAGAGCUCUCUGUAUUGUGGGUUUUGGUACCAUGGUACUGUACAUCAGGAAUUUAGGCUGUUGGUGUACAGUACAUACAGAUGGUACAUACAUUACAUAAAUAGACUGAGCUUUCAGGACCAAUAGGUUUUUAGCCUUGUGAGUAAAAAUACAUGUUUUCAAAUUAACCAUGUGUUGAAAAGGCUCAAGCUAUAGAUUUGCUUCUGAUAUUUUUUCUAAGAGACCCUUUUUGCUUCUUGGGAAUGGACAGCACUUUUCAACUGAACGUGUAGCAUAUUUGCUGCUAUGCAUGAUUAGACCCCCCCAAAAUGAUUUUGGAAUUGUAUAUAAUUUUAUUAAUUUUUGUUGGAUAUAGACACCACUAUAGGACAUGUAAGCUAUAUGGUGUCAUCUAGAUUCGUGUAAUGUAACUAGUGUAAAUGUACUAUGUUAUAAAUUAAGGCUGAAUGAAAUUAAAAUAAUGUGAGACAAAGUUAUUUUUAUAAGAACAGAAAAGUUCAAAACUUUUCCACUGUAAAGUCCUUCUGGAUUUAGAAAGUAUUGUUAUGGGAAAGCAUUGCAAUAGAUGUAUGCUGUGUAAAAGUGCUCUCCUUAAGUUCAGUGGCAGCGGAAAGAGUUGGGAUGGGCAACAUGAAGCUCUGUACAAAGACAAAUAGAUGAAUUCAUCACCAUUAAUACUGUUAUUUUUUGCCAAUUGAAACCCACAUAAUGAUUUUAUUCCCAUGAUUUCUGGUUGAAUCAAUAGAUGUGAUUGUGCUUUUGAAAUCAGAAAGCUGGCUUGGUUGGCUUGGUCAAACAUGUUGCUGAUACUUCUGCAGUGGGUUUACGCAGUACCUUGCUGACAAUGUUUACAAUGGUUCGUGAGUUAGUUUUGUGAUUUAAAAAGGAUGUGUAUCUACUGAAAGUCCGUGUGUUUACAAAAGCUGUUGUGCGGUGGGGAACUUUGGCCCAAUCAGAUCGCUCACCCAUUGCGUCCCAAAUGGCACCCUAUUCCCUAUGUAGUGCACUACUUUUGGCUGGGCUCUGGCCCAAAGUUGUGCACUAGAUAGGGAGCCAUUUGGGACUUGUCUAUCACUUCACCAUGAAAUAGACUGAGGCACUGGAAUGUUUAUUUUACCAGGUCGUCCCAUUCAAGGUCCAACACCUCUUUUUCAAGGGAAACGUGGAUCAUAUGUUUGGUUUUUAUUGCGCAAUGCUUUUCUACCUGAUCAUCGUCAUCAUCACUUAGUAAUAGUACAACAUUCUGCACAACUGUGAUGUAAAUAUAAGCUUCAUCUGUGAACUAGUGAAAUAUAUUUCAAGAUCAAUCAGGACGAUGUACAAAUGUAAUGUUUGUGGUGAAGCUGUACAGAAAUUGAAUGUAUCCAUCUCAGUCUUUUAGUUGCUCGAAAACAUAAGGGAUGUACAAUUUGACUUUUGAGGGGAAAUAUUUUUCAUACUACUGUGCUUGUAAAUGCAGGUAAAUAUCAGAUUCUCAAUUGUGACUCAAUGGGCUCUGCCUGGUCUGCGACAUGCUCUGUGUUUUUGUUGUAAAUAGGAGCCAUAUCAUGUCAGUGAAGUGCCAAUGUACUGUAAGUAAAGUCUAAUUUCUGCUGUC
Molecule: messenger RNA, 6550 nt
Organism: Oncorhynchus mykiss (rainbow trout)
Lineage: Eukaryota; Metazoa; Chordata; Actinopteri; Salmoniformes; Salmonidae
Product: tyrosine-protein phosphatase non-receptor type 4
Biological process (GO): protein dephosphorylation
Cellular component (GO): cytoplasm; cytoplasmic side of plasma membrane; cytoskeleton
Molecular function (GO): protein tyrosine phosphatase activity; cytoskeletal protein binding
Source: RefSeq, a predicted model, not a curated record